This is a messenger RNA of Vitrella brassicaformis, 2136 nucleotides long. Lineage: Eukaryota; Vitrellaceae. The record is from the annotation of a GenBank genome assembly.
ACACGAACAGGUCGCUUUCAUGUUCGGAAUCAAUCAAUCUCGCUCACACGCUGUUGACGGGCAAAAAGGGCAGCACAUCGUCACCCCAUGCUGUUUCCCUCACUGCCACACGUUGGGACACUCACAAAACGACAACAUGACAACAUGAUUCCGCCACUACCAUUCAUCCAUUCACUCAGUCAUUCACCCGCCUUGAUUGACGCACAACCACACCCACACGCCGAUCGCUCCGUCAAUCUGUCUCUGUGGGCAAGUGCCCCUGUCUGUCUACCUCUCUGUGGACGAAAGCAGAGGUCCAUCACCACACCACUAAACCGGCCACCUGGACUCUCUGGGCUCGCGCAGGCACGCAGAGAGCGUCGGCCCACCCCACGCACAAUACAAACACCGCAGCACACUACGCAAACAACCACUCUCGCUCCCUUUCUCUGCCUCUCUCCCUCCGAGUGUCAUUUCUCGCUGCACCGACCGUGUCAUUUCUCGCUUUUUAGACAAGGGCUGCCCGAUGCGCGCAGAGCCAGGGAGAAGAUACUCUCCUUUGCCAGCCCUACACACCGACUUCGCGACACCACAUAAAUCACAUCACGCGGCACUACCAUCCACUCAGAGCGCACCAUCGCACCCGACAAAAGGCACCACACCCACGACACUUUCAGAUACGCCGCCACUCCGCCACUCCUCCUCAUACACAGACACACACAAACACUCACACACGCACACGCGCACAUACAGACACAUACAGACGCAUACAUACAGACGCAUACAGACACACACGCACACACGCACACAAACACACACACACACACACAGACAUACAGACACAGACAGACACAGACAGACACAGACAGACACAGACAGACACAGACAGACACAGACAGACACAGACAGACACACGCGCACACACGCACACCUCCUCCUCCUCACACACAUACAGACACACACAUACAGACACACACAUACAGACAGACACAUAAAGACAGACACAUACAGGCACAUACAGACACACGCGCACCCACAAAACUGGAACUGUCUUAAUUAGCCACAUAAAACGCCGCUCACUGCCCCACCGACCUGACUGAAAUGUGGCUCUGUCAAGUCAGUUUUUGGCAUAGCAGACGGAGAGCGAGGCGGUGGUUGGCGCCAUGACCACCUGCAGCUCGCACAGGUCGCGGACCUCUACGCCCGUGCAGAAGGGCUGGUUCGUCUGCGUGCUGAUGGCGCCCUCCUCAUCGUUCAUCCGCAGACAAUACCUACACACACACACGCACACAGAGAGAGGUGAGGCAGCUGUGUGAAUGUGGGUGUGUGACGGGCUGGCUCACUCGAAGCAGUAUUCGGCCGUGAUGUUGGUCCCCGGCGACUCGUGGAGGGUGUAGUGGGGCCCGAUGAUCAUGAUGCCCUCCUCACUCUCGACUCGGCAAGAACCGGUGCCAACACUCUCAAACGCUGACAACCGGACACGGACACGCAGAAAACCGUUCACCUCUGUAUCAGCUGUCUCGGUGCCUCUGUGUGUGUCGUCUGCUCACAUCCAUCGACGAAUCUGAAGCACUCGUUGGCCUCUCCGCCCAUUGCGCCGUCGGGUUUCUCGUUGAGGAUGACGAGGCACGAGUCGGUGGUGGCGUCGUGCUGGAUGCCCUCGCACACGCCCAGGUCAGUAGUAAGGUUGCUGCACAGACGGGCCUGCAUAGAGCAUCACACACAGACACACACACGAAUGAACGAAUGAACGAGUGAACGCGACAGAGAAUGAGUGAAUUGGCUUACGCAUUCAGCCACAGGGACGCCAGCCACGGCGACUGCACAUCCGUGGAGACAUCCAGAUGGCAUCUGCAUCACACGCAAUGCGACAGUGAGUCACUGUUCACAAUGCUCGCGUACAGAUCCGAGUGACGUGCCCACCCCGUCCUGCACAGGGGGGCUGUAGAAGUCGAGUGGCUUGCCGCCAGACGCACACACGCCAGAGCCCACACGGGUGAAGCCCUCGACGGCGUUGGGCGCGGCCACCUGUGCCCGGCACCGGGGCGCGACGGCAAUGAUGCAGAUCUCGAUGCAGAUCAGGUGCAGCACCACUCGCGCGACCAUCCUGACGGCUCCGGGGGGGACGUGGCGGCCAAGGGGGGGAGGUUGGUUGGU